This is a messenger RNA of Metarhizium brunneum ARSEF 3297, 576 nucleotides long. NCBI's taxonomy places the organism in Eukaryota, Fungi, Ascomycota, Sordariomycetes, Hypocreales, Clavicipitaceae. The record is from RefSeq and is a predicted model, not a curated record.
AUGGCCUCUGAAGACAACACGCGGCAGCCGCUUCGCACAUAUCGCGGCAACUGCCACUGCAAGGCAUUCGUAUAUGAGGUUCAACUACCUGAAAUCAAGGCAGUAAAGCAAUGCAAUUGCAGCAUCUGCCAUAAAAAGGGCUACCUGUGGGUGCUUGCCCAGGAGACUGGCCACUUCAAGAUUGUCAAGGGGGGUGAAGACACGCUCUCCAGCUAUACUUUCAACACCAAGAACCGUAUUCACAAGAACGGUUACGUUUGGAUGUACCCCCUCGACGAGCAGGUCGUUCUCCACGCCGAGGAGCCGGCCAAUAUCGGACGAUACGCCUUCUCCAUGCACAUGUUUAACAAGACAUUUUGUAAAAUCUGCGGUGUCAACCUCACCAACGAGUACAACGCCGACCAGAAUGAGGAACAGAAAGCCAGGCGCCCGGAACAAGCCGAGAAGUGGGAGGCAUGGGCACGGCGUCACCACCCUGUCAACCUUCGUGUGCUGCCCGAGGUGGACAUCUCCAAGAUGAGCCGGCGCUAUGGCAAAGGGUAUACAGGGAUACCACUACUAUACGAGAACCCGUGA